UUUUAUUGUUUCACUCACCGCAUCUUAGUGAAACGUAAAGUAGUAAGUAGUAGUCUAACACGCGUGGCAUUUCGUGCCCUCGUAUACCAAUGUACCACCGUGCGGCAGGCGGCGGCGGGCGUGGACGUGAGCGUGGGCGGCGCGGGCGGCGCGGAGGCGGCGGCGCGCGCCGGCCUGGCGCUGCUGCUGCCCGAGCCGCGCCCGCCGCGCGCCGGCGCGCUGCCGCUGCAGCCGCACCCGCACGAGCUGGCCGCCGCCGCCGCCGCGCUGUGCGCCGCCAAGCAGUGGCGCGACGCCGUGCUGCUGCACGACGGCAGCGCCUUCGCCGCGCCGCUGCUGGCGCCCGCGCACGAACGCCUGGCGCUGCGCGCGCGCCGCCUGCCGCCGCCCGGCGCCGCCGACGCGCUGCGCAGCCUGCUGCUGGUGCUCAAGCGCUGGGGCGCCGCGCGCUUCGUGGUGUGGUGCGACGCGGCGUGCGCCGAGCGCGUGCUGGACGCGGCGCAGCGCGCGGGGCUGCUGGGCGCGCGCCACUCCUUCCUGCUGGCGGCGCCCGACCUGCGCGCCGAGCGCCUGGCGCGCUACAGCUACGGCGGCGCCAACGUCACGGCGCUGCGCCCGUUCGACCCGGAGGCGCCGGCCGUGCGGCGCGCCGCGGCCGCCUGGGCCGCCGAGUACGCGGCGCUGGUGGGGCCGGCCGAGGCCGCGCGCCCGGCCGCCGCGCCGCCCGCCGCGCCGCUGCUGGCGUACGACGCGGCGCGCGCGGCGGCGGCGGCGGCGGCGCGCCUGCGGCUGCCGGUGCUGGCGGGCGGCGCGGGCGACUGCGCGCGCGGCUCGGCCGCCUUCCACGCCGACUCGCUGCUGAACUACGUGCGCUCGGAGGAGUGGGGCGGCGCGGCGGGCGCGCUGAGCUGGGAGCGCGGCGCGCGGCGCGGCGCGACGCUGCACGCGGCCGAGCUGCGGCGAGGCGGGCGGCUGGCGGCGGCGGCGACGUGGAGCGCGCGCGGCGGGCUGGCGUGGCGCGCGCGCGCCGCCGCCGCGCCGCCGCCGGGGGACGCCAUGGCCAACCGCACGUUCGCGGUGCUGAUCGCGCAGAGCGACCCGUACGUGAUGCGCCAGCUGUCGGCGGAGCGGCUGGCCGGCAACGCGCGCUACGAGGGCUUCUGCGUGGAGCUGAUCGAGCAGCUGGCGCGCCUGCUGGGCUUCAACUACACGUUCGUGGAGCAACCCGACGGCGACUACGGCACGCUGGACCGCGCCACCGGCCGCUGGAGCGGCAUGAUGCGCCGCCUCAUCGAGGACGAGAGCGUGCACUUCGCCAUCACCGACCUGACCAUCACGGCGGAGCGCGAGGAGGCCGUGGACUUCACCACGCCCUUCAUGAACCUGGGCAUCAGCAUCCUGCUGCGCAAGCCCAGCAAGCCCGAGCCGGCGCUGCUGGCCUUCCUGCUGCCCUUCUCCGGCGGCGUGUGGCUGUGCCUGGGCCUGGCCUACGUGGGCGCGUCGCUGGUGCUGUUCGUGGUGGGCCGCCUGUGCCCCGCCGAGUGGCAGAACCCGUUCCCGUGCGUGGAGCGGCCGCCCGCGCUGCGGAACCAGUUCACGCUCGCCAACGCGCUGUGGUUCAACCUGGGCGCCGUGCUGCAGCAGGGCUCGGAGAUCGCGCCCGUGGCGUUCGGCAGCCGCGCCGUGGCCAGCGUGUGGUGGCUGUUCGCGCUGGUCAUCACCAGCUCCUACACCGCCAACCUCGCCACGCUGCUGUCCACCGAGACGCCGAGCGAGCUGCUGCGCGACGUGGCCGAGCUGGCCGACAACGAGCGCGGCAUCGCGUACGGCGCCAAGGCCGGCGGCGCCACCUACAAGUUCUUCGAGCAGUCCACCGACGAGCUGUACCGGCGCAUGUACCGCGUCAUGAGGGAGCAGAAGAUGCCGCUCACCAACCAGGAGGGCAUCCAGUGGGCGCGCGAGGGCAACUACGCGUACUUCGCCGAGUCCACCACCAUCGAGUACACCGUGGAGCGCAAGUGCGACGUGACGAGCGUCGGCGACCCGCUGGACAGCAAGGGCUACGGCAUCGCUAUGAAGAAAAACUCGCCGUACCGGCACGCUCUCAACCUGGCGCUGCUGAGUCUGCAGGAGGACGGCGUGCUGCGCGACAUGAAGCGACGCUGGUGGAAGGAGAUGCACGGCGGCGGCGCCUGCAAGGAGCCCGACGAGCACGACGCGCAAAAGCUGUCCAUCUUCAACUUCCUGGGGCUGUUCCUCGUGCUGGCCGUGGGCUGCGCGCUGGGCGUGCUGCUGUCGCUGGCCGACCUGGCGCGCGCCGCCUGGCGCCGCCCGCGCGCGCCCUCCUUCCUCGCCAGCCUGCUGGCCGAGCUGCGCUUCGUUUUCCGCUUCGAGCGCUCCAGCAAGCCGGUGCGCGGCCCGCUCUCGCCGCGCGCCUCGCCCGAGCGCACCUCGCCCGAGCGCACCUCGCCCGAGCCGAGCGCCUCGCCCGAGCGCCCCUCGCCCGAGCGCGCGUCGCCGCCGCGCACGCCGCGACGCACGAGCGCGCGCCGCCGCAGCUCCAUGCACGCAGCCAGCGCGCGCCUGGCGCGGCACGCUGCGUCGCCGCGCCGUUUGUCGUCGCCAGCGCCAACGUCGGGCGAGCGCUAGUAUGUCGGAUAUUAAAUUUUAAUUUACUAAGAAGUUAUCCAAAUUCUGGGAAAAGUAGUAGUCUGUAGGCGCAAGGUUUGGUGAGUAGGGCGGAUGACGGAGAGCUUCCGACCCCACUUAUUGCAACUCGGAGACCGUCUGCUGUGCAGCAUGAGGUCGCGCGUUGUCGUGCGGGAGCAGCGGAGAGGAGCGAUCGGCCAACGCCGGUCGGAGAUGUGCCAGCUUCAAUCGUUGUGUUCAGUUCUUCACAGUACGCAUCUGCAGUGAUGCUCAUCCCAUUGGUAAGAAGCUGUGAGGAAUCACACUACCAAAUAGUGACCAUCACUUUUCUAGGGGUUAGUUUUCAUUUAGGGCAUUGUUUAGGUGCUGAACCAGGAUCCAACCAACUUGCUGAGCGCUUGAGGUUAUCAAACAGAAUUCAUUUUUCAUCGCAGGUGAUCAAUGAAAGAAAGAAAGAAAGAAAAGAAAGAAAGAAAAGUUUAUUUAGAAUACACAUCAUACAAAGAAAAGAGAGAAAAAAAAAAAACAAUAAAUUAAAAUACAUUGCACCUUGCAUGAUGUGAUCCUAAGGGUCACCAUAUUGCAGUGUCCGUAAGGAUACCGCGCUGAUCUUCCGUGGAGCCAUUAAGGUGACGUUUGGACGGUAUCGAGACGUGCGGAGCGCCUCUAACAAACAUCGACAAAUAUUAAAAGAAGACAGAUACGUAAAUUAAAUACAAAAAUAUUACUAGUAGAAACAAGUGGUAAAAAUAAGCCAAUUAUAAAUAAUAAUACAAUAAAUAAAUGAUAACAUAAUAAUUUGGUAAAUAAAUAUUAUAAUAAAUUAAACAAAACAAAGGACCCAUUACUUAUAUGUUUUAAAUUAAAAGAUAAUGUUUUCGAAUUUUGGUUUUAAAAGUGGUCUUGGAUAUUUUUAAAUUACGAAGAGGAGGAGGCAAAUCAUUCCAGCACUUUGUUGCCGCGAAUUUAAAGCUUGCAGCUCUGAAAUGUUGCGGCACUUUAAGGGUCCAGACUCGAUUUGAUCUUGUCAAGGAUGUUUUGUUCCACUCUAGCUUAUCAAAUAAGUAAGCAGGCUGCUGAGACUUCAAUACUCCAAAUAGAAGUGUAGCAAGGUGAAGAUUCCGUCUCGCUUUCAUAUUGAGCAGUUUAGCUUCGUUAAUAAACGGCGCAACAUGCGUUCUGGGGGGAAUAUGAAAACAGAACCGGGCACAUGCAUUUUGGAUGCGUUGUAUUAGCCGUUGAGUGCGAACGAGCAGUCGUGGCCCAUACAAAGCAUCAGCGUAGUUUAAUUUUGAGAGUAUUAAAGACUCACAUAUCCCAACACGCACAUCUACACUCAUAUAAUUCCGUACACGGUAUAAAGUUCUUAAUCUAUAAAAACAACUGCGCACUGUUUCCAAGAUAUAACCUUCAAAACGCAAUUCAGUAUCUAUCAGUACCCCUAAAUUUCUAGCCUCAUUAAUACGCUGCAGCACUUGAUCUUUAAUACAUAUAGCAGAGAGGUUUGGCGAUACCUUUGCGACUGCCUGACGAGAGCCAAGUAACAUGAACUUUGACUUGUCAGCAUUUAGUACUAACUGAUUAUUAUUCGCCCAGUUUGCUAUAUUUUCCAAGUCAUCGUUUAGUUUACUAACGGCAUCACUAUAAUCAUCAGGUUUAAAAGAAAUAUACAGUUGAGUGUCGUCUGCAUACAUAUGAUAAUUUGAGUUAUUAAUACUGUCUACUAUGUCUGCAGUAUAUAUAAUGAAAAGUAAGGGACCUAAGAUAGAGCCUUGUGGGACUCCUCGAGACAAAAGUUUAGAUUCUGAGGUAGCUAUCCAUCCCGUGGAAUCGCGCAAUUCAACGUACUGAGUACGCUGAGACAGAUAGCUUGCAAACCAACUGAUGGAUUUUGUCGAGAACCCGUAAAAUGAAAGUUUUGCUAAUAAUAACGAAAUAUUAAUUGUAUCAAAUGCUCGAGAAAAAUCUAACAAAGUUAACACCGUUACUUCACCUUUGUCUUGUGAUGCUAACAUAUUAUCAACCACAUCAAUAAGAGCGGUGGUAGUACUUCGAAACUUUCUAAAACCGGAUUGCUUGUUUGGAAGAAAUAUUGUUACUUUCAAGGUAUUGAGACAGUUGAUUACAAACAACUUUUUCAAGUAUUUUAGAGAGACAAGGAAGUAUGCUAAUCGGUCUUAAAUCCUUUAAUUCAAGUACAUUCUGUUUUUUGGCAACGGUUUGACCACAGCAUUUUUCUAUAUUUGCGGAAAAGUACUAGUUUUAAUGGAAUGAUUGACAAUUUCAAUGCGGUUCAAAUUCCUUCAUUCGUGUGUCUGUCGAGCAGUGUCUCGACGAGUACUUCGCGCUGGCCAUCGUCGAGUUCGUGGGGCACUCAUUUAUCAAGCUUGCCAAUACGCAAAAACUUUGACGCAAAUAGACCAAUAUUGUUUUGACGCUAACGUCGAAAGCUGCUGCUAAUUCAGCCGUAGCUUGUGUAUCUUCGGCUUCCACAAUCGCCUGUAAUUGUCGACCAAAGUCUUCGGUCGACCGCGAGGUUCAUUUUUCAGGCCGAAAUUCCCAGAACGGAAGCGAGCAAAUCAAUAACAGUUGGUUGGCGUUGGUUUGUAGUGUUAGCUCCGCAGACGUCGUUAAUGUCGCGUGCCGCUUGUGCCGCGUCGCUGCCACGACGGUGACGGUACGCAUAUGCCAUAACUACUCGAAUAUUUAACGUAUCCUUGAUGACGAAAAAGGCUGAAAUGCGAUGAAAAUGUAACACUAAACAAUAAACAAAUGACAACUUUUGGAAAAAGAAUUCCAUGUUUUUUAAAUAAAAUUAAUUUGAAAUUAGAAUUCUUUACCAAACAAAAAUUAUUUUGAUUUGAAAUGGUCAGUAUUGUAGAACGGCAAUUUUAUAGGUACCUAUUAAUAAUAAUAAUAAUAAUAAUUACUAAUGGUAAGUGCUGAAUAAUCAUAGGGUUUAAAAAAUGUCUACUAUAUAAAAAAAAAUUAUUUAAAACAAUGGGGAUGAUGACUAGGUUUGAAUAUAUUGAUUUUUAUGAUACAUUCGGGUAAAUAAGGUCAAUGUUAACUAAUUUAUACAUAAAAAGCAAAGAUUCAAAAAAAAAAGAUAUAAAAAUAAAAUUUCAAAAUCUAUUAAAUUUUUUUUAUUGUAAUUAGAUGAAAAUUCAUACAGUUUUAGCUUCCUUACAUUAAUGUGACAUUUUUCAAUAAAUGAACUAUAAACAUAAACGCACAAACAACAAAGAUAUUAGUAAUUUUGUUUGAACGCCCAUACAAACCUAAAGAUGAGCGAGCCAACGACGACGCUGUAUGGGGCGUUUUUCAGGGAUCCGCGGCAGCGCCGCAAAUCUGACCCUUUAAAUCCCUGUAGCUCCGAAAGUAAUGAUCGCAGAUACCCUGUUCCUUUUACAAAAUUGCUUUGCUGUUAGUAUACUCUUAAUUUAUGUACAAUUUAAAAAACUGUCAUCAUCCCUAUUAUUCACCGCUGCAGUAUUUCCGUAUUGCAGGGGCUUUAUUAAUAAGUGUCAAUGUUAGAGAAAUUUAGAAUACAAAAUAAUUAUUACCA
Molecule: messenger RNA, 6217 nt
Organism: Bicyclus anynana (squinting bush brown)
Lineage: Eukaryota; Metazoa; Arthropoda; Insecta; Lepidoptera; Nymphalidae
Product: glutamate receptor ionotropic, kainate 3-like
Exons: 5
Biological process (GO): monoatomic ion transport; synaptic transmission, glutamatergic; modulation of chemical synaptic transmission
Cellular component (GO): plasma membrane; postsynaptic membrane
Molecular function (GO): glutamate-gated receptor activity; transmitter-gated monoatomic ion channel activity involved in regulation of postsynaptic membrane potential
Source: RefSeq, a predicted model, not a curated record